ACGAUUAGACUCUAAAAUUAAGGCAAACGAAAUGUUUAUUGGAUUUUGUCCAUUUUCGUGAAACAAAUUGUUUAUCUUCUGGUUAUACAUGAAUUAAAUUAUCAAAAUAUCAGUUUAUAAAUGGUAUAAAGAUACAAAUAAACAAUUUGGAACUGUUCAAAAUCAUGGUACUAAAACAGUUCAAUCAUUUGCGUCAAAUUAGAAAUUACCGCAGUCCGAUCCAGCGUAGAUUUAAGUCGUCAAAGAAGCAGUUUAGGCCCAAUAAAGGAUUGGGACAAACUACUUUAUUUGAAACCACGAUAAUGUGGAUUUUUGGGUUUUAAUAAAAUUCUGCUAACCAGUUAUUGGAAAUUGAGGAACCAAUGCGGUACAGGUCGCUGUUGUCUCUGAUUGGAUAAUCCGUAUCGUAGCUUGAUCCACUAAGGCACAUGUGGUUAUGUUGACAUUGGAGACUAGUGGAUUCACAAUUUAUGGUUUCAUAGACCAGAAAGAUGCAUUUCAUAAAUUUAAAACUGUAAAAUUUUUAUUAAUAUACAAGUAGUGUCUUUACAACACUAAAUAAAAUGUAUUAAUACAGUGUUAUAAAUAUGUAAGGUUAUUUUUUGAAGGUGUGGCAAAUAAUCCUCAUGCAGGAAUAACAGGAAUUUAAUAAAUGUUUGGGACAAUAUUCUUCUUUGGUGAACAGUCCAUUGAACCUUUGAAUAAUCAACCCUGCUUGUGGUGUUACUCAGGGAUGUUACUGGUUGUGAUCAUAUGGUUCGUUCCUUGGCUACCACGUUAGACGUCAUUGGUGCGCGCGCAGUGUCUUUGUGCGUGCGUCAUUGAUAAACAUAACCUCUUCACAAUUGUGUUCUACAAGACACCAGUGUUGUGUUUUGAAAGAUAUUUCUAGUUGUCUCAUAUGUACAGAUUUACAAGAAGAAAAUGUGUGGAAUUUUUUGUAUGAUAUGUAGCAAUAAAAAAUGUAAUUUGGAAUACGUAAUAAAUGAGUUCAAAUUAUUCGAAGAAUCUGUCGCCCGAAGAGGGCCAAACUCGUCGCACUCUGAAUUUUUUUCAUUAGAAACUUCAAAACUAUUGUUAGCUGCCAGUGUUUUGUGGUUGCAAGGCCCAGGAAUUACAAAACAACCUCUAACAAGUAACAAUUCAACACUUCUAUACAAUGGAGACAUUUAUGGUGGACCACAAGUAGAUGACGAAUUAAGAAAUAAAGAGGGUGAUACGAAAUUAUUUUUGAAUCUUCUAGAAAGGUCAAGUAAUAUUACUGAAACUGUGUAUAAUAUUGAGGGUCCAUUCGCGUUUGUCUAUUUUAACGAAUCAGAGAAUUUGCUCUAUUUUGGACGAGAUAAGUAUGGAAGACGUAGCUUAUUGAUUGGUAAAGACGAAAGCGACUUGAUAAUUACAAGUGUAGCAAAAAGAAACACAAAGUAUAAUUUCAUUGAAUUACCAAGUGUAGGUGUAUUUUGUAUUGAUCUCACUACCAAAAACUGGCAAAUUUUUCCGUGGCGAAGAAAAAGUAAGCAUUUUUAUGACAAGUUGAACGAACUUGAAGCUUUCUUGGAACAAAGUAUCUUAAAACAAGAGGUGGAUAAUGAAGAACUGAAAGAAUUUCAUCCACCAAAUGAAAGUCAGUUAGAAUUUCUAGAUAAUUUAUUAAAGAUGCCUAGUGAAGAGAUUUUUCAUUAUUUGUCUAACUCAAUUUACCCAGACAGGAUAAAAAAACUGAAAGAACUGUUAGAAAGCAGUAUUAAGAAAAGAAUUCUAACACAACCCAAAUUUUGUCAGAAUUGUUUCAAACAAUUUAACUGCAAUCAUGCAGUGACAGGAGUAUUAUUUUCCGGUGGCGUAGAUUGUGCAAUUUUAGCACUCUUGGCCAACAAGUUUGUAGAUGAAACGCGUCCCAUUGAUUUGAUGAAUGUAGCAUUUGAAAAAAAUGGCACAUAUGACACCCCCGAUAGGAAAACGGGACGAGAUACAUUACAAGAACUACAAACUCUUUGUUCAGAGAGAACAUGGAACUUUGUAGAAAUCAACGUAACUUCCAAAGAAUUAGAUUUUUACAGAAAAGAACGUAUUUCUGAUUUAAUAUAUCCAUUGAAUUCUAUUUUGGAUGAUAGUUUGGGUUGUGCUCUAUGGUUUGCAAGUAAAGCAGCGACCGAGAAUUAUACUUCACCUUGUAGGACUUUGUUGGUAGGAAUGGGCGCGGAUGAAUUGUUUGGAGGUUACACGCGACAUCGGGCAGCGUUUCAGAAGAAGGGUUGGAAAGAAUUAGAUGAAGUAUUGAAGGAAGACUGGCAAAAUUUACCGCAUAGGAAUCUAGCCAGGGAUGACCGUGUGGUGUCUGAUCAUGGCCGACAACUUCGCACGCCUUAUUUAGAUGAGGAAGUUGUAAAAUUCACCCAGAAUUUAAAUUCUUGGGACAAGACAUAUCCAACGAAAGAUCUUCCUUCAGGAAUUGGCGAAAAGCUUUUACUUCGUUGUUUAGCAUAUGACUUGGGAUUAAAAAAUGCAGCAACGUUUAAAAAGCGGGCGCUACAAUUUGGAUCAAGAAUAGCAAACUCAAAGGAAAAGGGGCACGAAACUUCUGAUAGAUUGCAGGUCAAAUAAAGAUUUUUUUCAUA
Molecule: messenger RNA, 2618 nt
Organism: Zophobas morio
Lineage: Eukaryota; Metazoa; Arthropoda; Insecta; Coleoptera; Tenebrionidae
Product: asparagine synthetase domain-containing protein CG17486-like
Exons: 4
Coding region: 925-2604 (559 amino acids)
Molecular function (GO): asparagine synthase (glutamine-hydrolyzing) activity
Source: RefSeq, a predicted model, not a curated record